GAAAAAGAAAAAAUUUAAGAUAAAAUAUAUUUUGCCACUGAAUAAGUUGUGGGCCUUGGAUGGUGUGGUCUUUUACAGAAAAAAGGAAAACCAUAGUUCCAAGACCCUUUACCUCACAUGGCCCACUGGAAAUCUUCAUGCCAUCUUUCGUUCGAAAGAACAGAAAGAGCAAUGGUAUUAUUUUCUGAAAAGAGCCAUUGAUAAAGCCAAGAAAGGUAUCAAGAAAUCUUUCUCACUGCAGAUAUUCACUGAGGACAUCCCAACCUGCGACAGUCCUUUAUGUGUAUCAGCAACAACCAUCGAUACGGUGAAUGGUAUAAUGAAGAAGUUACUACCAAUGAUUAGAGUGCCUAACAUUGAAGACUACCAACUGUGGUUCUGUCCUAGCCAAUGGGAAGCUCCAAGAGUACUCCAAGGCUACGAGUGUCCACAUGAUAUUAUACUGACAAACCUUCAAACUAACUUCAGUAGACUGAAAUCAAGAAUGUUCCCAGCUUUUCCAGCCUUGCCUGGGCUGCUUGUGAACGACAUGUACUCGGAUGCACAGGGGCAAUUCAUCUUAAAGCCCAUCUCAUUGUACUCAGCUAGAAGCCAGCAGCAAA
Messenger RNA from Grammomys surdaster, 602 nucleotides. Its product is annotated as rho GTPase-activating protein 20-like. Gene Ontology annotation, molecular function: GTPase activator activity. NCBI's taxonomy places the organism in Eukaryota, Metazoa, Chordata, Mammalia, Rodentia, Muridae. The annotation marks the transcript as partial. The transcript is spliced from 6 exons. The record is from RefSeq and is a predicted model, not a curated record.